Molecule: messenger RNA, 2030 nt
Organism: Scomber scombrus (Atlantic mackerel)
Lineage: Eukaryota; Metazoa; Chordata; Actinopteri; Scombriformes; Scombridae
Gene: adprhl1
Product: ADP-ribosylhydrolase like 1
Exons: 7
Coding region: 120-1196 (358 amino acids)
Biological process (GO): protein de-ADP-ribosylation
Molecular function (GO): magnesium ion binding; ADP-ribosylarginine-[protein] hydrolase activity
Source: RefSeq, a predicted model, not a curated record
UGACAUCUUGGCAUUUGUUUGUGUCUGCCUCAUUCAAGAGAAGAUCUUGAGAACCUGAUUAUCUGGGUGAGGUGAUUUCUUUUGUCCUGAUUAUUGUCUGAAGAGCAGAGCCCAGUAUCAUGGAGAAAUUCAAGGCAGGCAUGAUUCUGGGUGGUGUUGGUGAUGCCUUGGGCUACCGAAAGGGCCAUUGGGAAGCAAGCCCUUCAGGCAGGAAGAUCCAGGAGGAACUGGCCUCUAUGGGAGGUCUGGGGGCCCUAAAACUGGACCCUGAUAAUUGGCCCCUGAGUGAUGCAACGCUGAUGCACAUGACCACAGCAGAGGCACUCAUAACAGAUUACUGGUGUCUGGAGGACCUGUACCGGGAGCUGGUGCGUCUCUAUGUUGAAGCCAUGGUGUCUCUCCAGGGCAGAGUCCCUGAUCCUUUCACAGUGGAGGGCUGUGCUCACCUCAAACCUCACAACUUCCUGCUCGCCUGGCAUACUCCCUUCAAUGAAAAAGGGUCUGGGUUCGGGGCAGCUGCUAAGGCCAUGUGUGUGGGUAUGAGAUACUGGCAACCUGAGAGGCUAGACAGCCUGAUUGAGGUUGGCAUUGAGACUGGCAGAAUGACCCACAACCAUCCCACAGGCUUCCUGGGCUCCAUGACAACGGCACUGUUUGCAUCUUAUGCAAUCCAGGGGAAACCUCUUGUGACUUGGGGCCGUGAGCUCAUGAAGGUCAUCCCUCGAGCUGAGGAGUACUGCAAGAAGACUAUACGACACAUGGCAGAGUAUCAGGAAAACUGGUUUUACUUUGAGGCAAAGUGGCAGUUUUACCUGGAAGAGAGAGAGAUAGAUAAGGACGGACAGAAUAAACCUUUAUUCCCUGAUCGCUAUGAUGCUGAGGAGACAGAUAAGACGUAUAAGCGCUGGAGCUCAGAGGGUCGUGCAGGCCGGAGGGGGCAUGAUGCCCCCAUGAUAGCCUACGACGCUCUUUUGGCAGCAGGGGGCGACUGGGCUGAACUGUGUAAACGAAGCAUGUUUCAUGGAGGUGAGAGUGAAGCCACAGGCCUGAUCGCAGGUUGUCUCUAUGGCCUCAUGCAUGGCCUGAACCAGGUUCCCCAGAGCUUGUACCAGGAUUUGGACAAAAGAGAGCGACUGGAGGAGCUGGGAGAUGCGCUUUACAAGGCAGCGUCUGCAGAGAAGUGCAUAGACAAGUAAUCCUGCUCCUUCACUGGCCCGAACUCUACUGGCUAUGAGAAGAACUGCACAAUGAUGCUAAACUGCUUCCUUUUGUCCCGCACUACCCUCUAGUCUGCCUUGGCAGUAUCUCCAUAGUCUUAAGUGGCAUCCUGUCCUCUCCUCACCACUCUUGUCCUUCUCUGCUUGAUUUUGCUGUCCACUAUCCACAGAUCUGUCACGAAUCAUAAAAGUUAAAGCACCUCUCACUGUAGUUGCGAGGCUGAGAAACUUGAAAAGGCCAUUUAGGGUGUUGAGUUUCAUGAAUGCUUUUCUUCAAGAUCAUCUCUCUGGUAUAACAUCUGGAAUCAGUCUACUCUACAUAUUGCAUAUUGACUUUUAAGCUUACUGAAUGUUAACAUGCCUCUAUUCAAUUCAAAUGACAGAACUGUGGGGAAAAGUUAACGUUUACAGCUUUGAGUUAACUAAGACUUGUAGAUAUUUACAACCAGAAGAUAAUUCCUUCUCUGACUUUUUCCCUGUUAAAAGCUAACCUGUAUUAACAUGAAGUACAUAGAAAUGUUUGGUCAUGAAAUAUCUGAUUUGUCAAAAUCUCCACAAAAUUGUGGAAAACGUAUCUAUUGUGGGUUUUGACAAAUCCUAAAUGAAAAUAUUACCUGAAUCAAAAAGGCUUGUCAUGAAAUCUAUACUUUUCAACUUAUCUAGCUUUAGCUUAUCAAUGCAUGUGAGAUAUGGUUGAAAUUCUGUAAUGAUGUAACUUUUGUGCUAAACAAUUAUUCAGUUGCUGAAUAGUUAUUAUGUUUUCAUAUACUGUGAUUGUUAUUUGAACUGUGAUCCUUUAUCACGUGUAGACUG